This is a messenger RNA of Ceratina calcarata, 936 nucleotides long. It is a transcript of the gene Sec8, whose product is annotated as exocyst complex component secretory 8. Lineage: Eukaryota; Metazoa; Arthropoda; Insecta; Hymenoptera; Apidae. The transcript is spliced from 4 exons. Gene Ontology annotation, cellular component: synapse; growth cone membrane; exocyst. The coding region runs from base 351 to 830 and encodes 159 amino acids. The record is from RefSeq and is a predicted model, not a curated record. Gene Ontology annotation, biological process: Golgi to plasma membrane transport; chemical synaptic transmission; exocytosis.
ACAGUAUACUUAAAUACUGUGAUAAUGUCAAGAAAUGUACGUGUGUGUGUGUCUGUCACUUGUCAAUGCUCAAUGUCUCUAAUGUCAUUCUUAGAACUUGUAUUUACUAUACAGUAAGAAACAGCAAAUAUUAACAUUUGCCACAUAAAUAGUAAUUAUUUAAUGCCCUUGUAAUUCUAAGGAUUCUCGUAAAAAUGCAUCUUGAAACAUCGAGGAACGAUUGCAUAGUGGUAUAACCUACGUAACGUCUGACAAUAUAUGCAAAUCCAUUUCAGUUGAAGAAAGGAAAGAAUUUUAACGUAGUAUUUCGACGUCUAGUUUUUUACAUUGGUUUUUAAAGUUAAUACGAAAUGAAUUCAAUGCCUCCCACUAAACCUCCAAGAGGUAUCAAACCUACUAAAGAAACUAGUGGUUUACUGAUUUCUGUAAUUCGGGCUUUGUCGGCAAGUGAAACUAAUGAGCAACGAGAGAUAGAAAAAGCUAAGCUCGAAAAGGAAUAUAAGAAGAGUGAUCAAAGGCUUGAUGAAUUAGUGUCGUUACAUGAUCAGGAUCUUACACAAGUUAUGCAAAUAUUCAGCGCUUUAUCAGAAAAAGUGACAGCUUCUAGAGAAAAGAUUCAUGCCGUCAAGGAAAAUUUAAAUGCCUGUAAACAGCUAUUGAGGUGCAAAAGGGAAGAAUUAUUGAAUUUAUGGUUGGAAGGGAUUGAACAUAAACAUGUUCUACAUCUCUUAAAAGAUGUAACUUCUGAUUCAUGUACUAGAAUGUUACCUCUGACAGACGCAGAUUCAUUAUCAGUAUCUAAUACAUCAUACAACGCAAUAUCAGACUGAUAAUUAUUAUUAGGUAUAUUUCUAGCUAGUUGUAAAUGGAUUGUAAUUUAAUUGUUUUGUAUUUAUAUGUAAGAAAACAUGAAAUAUAAACUAUAUUCGAAUCACA